GGCCGCAGUUUCGUUUUUCAUUCCCCUUUUCCCGCAGUCCCGCUGGCUGCCCGACCGGCUGCUCGAAGGAUGUUCCGAAUUGGAUUAAAAUUUCCGUGCAACGGUCUGAAUCGGGUAAAAAAACACGGCUCCAGACUACAUCUGACUGCCAGGUACUACGAGUCGCGGGCGCGCAUCAAGUACGAGCCAGAUGGAAGGCUAUGCAGGGAUGUCAGACUUAUCUCCAGGUUUACUGGACUUAAGUAUUCGACCGCACCGUCAAAAAGCGAGAAAAGUCGGGGAUCGGGGGCGCUGUUAACUCUAGGAGCUGUAACGAUAGGUACCUUAGGAAUACUAACGUAUGCGAAACGAGAUCCAGAGUUUCGAGCUACUCUCGAAGGAUGGAUUCCUGGCACAGACAAAGCUAUCCGAAUUAUCUUUCAAGAAGACUCCAGCUACUUUGACUUUGUGCUUACGUUCGUCGAAACGUUGAAGCAGACGAUAUUAGGCCUGUUCAUCAAGGAGGCAUCAAUACCAGAACCAGCGCCCAAGCCAGCUUUUAAACCAUUGGUCGAGCAGAAAGAAGCGCCUAUUAACAAGAGUCAUACCGAAAUUCGUGUUAGUAAAGACAAGGGUGAAAAAGUAGAUGUUGUUGAAAAGCCAAAGUCGCCACCUAAAACUAUACGCGAUGAAUUGAUGCCGCAAAAUCUUGUCGAGUUAGAAACAUACUGUGGCGAAGCUGCCGCUAAAGCUAUUGCGGCCUACCACAAGGCAGUGUGCGCGCUUCAGGAAUACAAUCAGGAUGUUGUCAAAGUAGUUGAAAGUGCUGGCACUACGAUAAGCGGAGUCGUUUGGCAAAGGUUAAAGGAUGCGACGGAAAAGAGAAAACAGACCAUACAACAGGCGGAGGAGCACGCAAAAGAUGCGUUAGAUUCUCUUAAACGCAUGUACAAUCUAAUUGAUGAACCUGUGCUUGAAGCGGCCGCUCACAUUAAAACGGCCGCAAGGCGGAAUAUUAGAAAAAUUAUGGACGACGUGGAUGAAGCCAAGAAAAAAUAUACCGAGGAGCUACAGAGUGGUAGCGUUGCGGAGCGUUACUGGAAGCAGGUUCAGACAGCGCGAGAGAACUUUAACGAAGAAUUGCAAAUACUGUUUCCCAAUAUAAAUAUUCAUGAUAAGAAGUUGUCUGUGAGCGAAGAAGCCUUCGAUUUAUUCGUUCUGCAUAUGUAUCACAAAGUCAACAAUUUGCAAAAGGAGCUGGAGAAAUUAAGAACAGUUAACGAAGCUAAAGUGAAAGCGGCAUUGAGAACGACGGGUGAAGAUGCAACUCAAGAAAAGUUGGACGCGCUAAUAAGCCUCGCGGUUAACCAAGAAAGGCUUGAGCUUGAAGAUAACCACGCGAAAAAGCUGCUGACGGAGCAGAAGAAGCUCGACGACGAGAUGCGGCGGCAGCUGAAAUUGCAGUCGGAGAUACACGCCGAUCAUCUUCGAGAGGCACUUUCGGUCAAAGAGCAGGAAACGCAGAGGAUGCUGCAACGCGCGCUUAGCGAACAAGCCGACACCAGCGCCAUAAAGUACAAGACACAGCUUGCAGAGGUAGUUGGAAGGUCACGUGCUGUUACAGCGGCUCUCAAAGCUCGUAUGGAGGAGGAGAAGGGUGCGUCGAAUGUACAGAUCCUUUGGGCAGCCUGUCAAGCCUUGGCUAGAACAGUGAAAGCCGCGCCGCCGGGUGCACUAAAGGAUAAAGCAAUUAAACCGCUGGAACCCGAAAUUAAGGCCGUCUCCAAGGCAGCACCGAAAGAGGAUCCCCUAGUGCGCGCCGCUAUCCAGAGCAUUCCCGAGGAAGCGGCCAAGAGAGGCGUGUUCCCGGAGGAUACCCUCCGCGAGAGGUUCCUCAAGGUAGAGAGCGUGGCGAGAAGAUUAGCUAUGGUGCCUGAAGGCGGCGCAGCCCUGCCUAUAUAUCUUCUUAGUUAUCUUCAAAGUUUCUUGAUCAUCAAAACGGCCAAUUCAAUUCCGAAAAGGGAGCUUGAAGACGAGCCAAUCGACGUAGACUCGCUGAAUACGUACGACAUACUCCAGCGUGCCAGAUAUUGGUGCGAUCGCGGCGAUUUCAAAAUGACCCUGAGGUACAUGAAUCUACUCAAAGGUGCGCCCAGAAGCAUCGCCAGCGACUGGAUGAACGAGGCUAGGAUCCUGCUGGAGACGCAGCAGGCGAUCGACACCCUGUUGGCGUACGCAGGUGCGACCGGCCUCCUGUAUCUCGGCGCCGGUGAUGCCGCCAAGUAAUUGGAGGUGGAUCCGUGACCGUCCCUUCACUUUCCUUUCGGUGUUGUCCGAAUUGUUCCAGCAGAAGUAAAGCGGGGGCAGAACGUAGGAAACUGUCCCGAACUACGAGACGGGGGCGUCCAUAAAAGAACGGGGCGGGGGUGACGGAGGGGAACAGGGAGAGACGGAGUUAACCGACGGCAAUGAAGAAAACGAAGGAAUGAAGAACACAGAGAUCGCUGCCAGCCUUGUAUAGUCAACAAUAUCUUUUCUAGCAAUUAAAAAAUAGAAAUACCGUGUGCCGGGAGAGGCGAAUACACAGAGAGACGCUUUCCUUUUCCAUCCUCACGAUCGUUGCACGUAAAAUGCAUUUCUGCGCGCGUUAAUAUACCGCCUUCUAGACUCAAUUUAAAUUUUUCCGUGGGUUAUCAAGUAGACACGAAGGGAAUUUUAAAUAUCUCGGAUAGAUCUUACCGCACGGAACAGUGAUAUGAAGUUGCGAAAUAUUUUAUUCAAUAAUAUUUUAUUCAAAUAAAUAUUUUAUCCGAUAAAUUCGCUUUUCUCAUCACGCCGAGUUUUCUAUCCAGGAAAGAGUCCAAGAUUUAACAUUCCGCCGGAGCAACGGGAGUCGGUGUAUGUUAAACAUUUAUUUUUACUCGCCGCUAUUUCGCUCAACGACUCAAGUAACGAAUCGAGACGGAGUAGAAGGUUACCGGACGCUGUGUAAAUACCGGAGGCAAUUUUGUUUUAAGGACGGCGGUAUAAAAAGGCGUUUAAGUGCGUCCUACGUUUAUCGCAGCGCGUACACACGGAUAUUUAAAUUAUUAUUUGUGAUCGACACGUGCGACACGUAGUCAGGCACGUCUUGCACGCGUGUCGCACGCAUCGGGAUCGCCCGUUUUGUCGUGCUUGCAUUUUCGACGAUCACCCGCGCGUGUAUUUGGCGAGCUCUCCUCGUCCUGAUCCAUCCAUCCAUCCAUCCUGAGUUGAGUACCUUUUACUUUAUAACCGGAUAUUACUCUCUCCUGCGCGCCGUACUCGUCGCUCGUAUCGCAUCGAUCGCCGCGCGUGUCGCGUGUCGUUACCUCGUCUUUCGCCUCUCACUCGAAACCUCUUCGCGAUUUCAGACGGGACGGGGAAGCGUGCUAGAUAUCAUUGUAAAAAUUGGAAAUAAAGUUGUUUUUCGUGAUGUAA
Messenger RNA from Temnothorax curvispinosus, 3438 nucleotides. RefSeq names its product MICOS complex subunit Mic60 (gene Mitofilin). The transcript has 15 exons. Lineage: Eukaryota; Metazoa; Arthropoda; Insecta; Hymenoptera; Formicidae. Gene Ontology annotation, biological process: cristae formation. Gene Ontology annotation, cellular component: MICOS complex. The record is from RefSeq and is a predicted model, not a curated record. Bases 70 to 2265 code for a protein of 731 amino acids.